Molecule: messenger RNA, 1370 nt
Organism: Aspergillus pseudotamarii
Lineage: Eukaryota; Fungi; Ascomycota; Eurotiomycetes; Eurotiales; Aspergillaceae
Exons: 3
Coding region: 83-1261 (392 amino acids)
Source: RefSeq, a predicted model, not a curated record
CUUCUUUCUAUAUAAAGCUUCCCCUACGUCACUAUCGCGCCAAAAAGCGAUCUUAAACGACCCGACCCUCGCCUCCACCGUGAUGGAAUUGUUUGUCGACCGACUGAUACGUAAUUUCAGUCCCGACGACCACCGGAAAUACGGCGGCACCAUCGCCUUACGGGAAGCAUCGGAGAUGCGCAUGAUUUCACCCAUGCUGUGCAACGCCUUUGAGGCGACAGCGCUUACCUUUGCCGGUCGGCGCGACGGUAACCGGUCAGUCGAGUUAGCGGGGCACGCCAAAUACAUCCGAACGCUCCGACAACUCCAAGCUGCGCUCUAUGACGCAGAGGGGAACAAGUCGACUGAGGUCCUCGUCGUUGUGUUGUUGUCGACUAUCACGGAGGCCUUCAAGCAAACGUCAAAAGAUUCUAUUUUCAGACACCAGCUGGGCGGCUUAGAGCUUCUACGGACACGGUCAGCUUAUCGACAUCGCUACGGAAUUGAACGCUCUUUGUUCGUUGAUCUUCGGCUAUACUGGGUCACGGCAGCAUUGGUUCAUCGCAAACCGAGUUUCCUCGCGUCCAAGGAUUGGUUGACUGUUCCCUGGGCGGGCGAUGCACCGGUCAAGGAUAUUCUGCAGCAUCUCCUGGACGUUGCCGUCGACAUUCCCGGUUAUCUUUCCCGGAUCGAUGAAUUCGGCGCCAUGGUAGACAGAGCCGCUGCAUGCCCAUUUGAGCUCACGGGGAUGCAUAGCUCCAUCUGCCAGCAAGCAACCAACCUCCAGGCGCGUCUCAAUAUGUGGAAAGCUGCAUACGCCGACACGUAUUCCCUGGGCACGGCAUGGGAAGUGCACGACACCGAGUCUACCGACGGCUUCCCUGUCUUCCGAUGUCGUAACACCAGCACCAUGUCUGUUACGGUCGCCAAGGUCUUGUACUAUCCCGACAUUCUCCUGGCGACCUCGAUGUGUUUCUAUUGGGCAUUGUCACUAGUCGUCUCGGCCUCGGAUAGCGGCUUCGUCAGCGUGCUCGGCCCGCAACAGCGGUACCAAUUCGCAUGCAACAUCUGCCGCAGCAUGAAAUAUUACAUCAAUAACAUCCCGGGGUAUCUAAUGUCCCGGAUCAUGUUCGUUCUGCGCACGGCGUUCGACGCAUUUUCACCGGGGAUGAUCGAGAAGGAAUACAUCGCGGAAUUAUUUCAGUAUAUCGGGCGCAAAUUGGAGUUUCCGGUGUUUUCGAAUAAGUGCACAUCGUCGGCGGUUAAGAGCGAAUUUACAUGAUAUUUUAUUUUAUUUUGUUUUUCCCCUCGUUUUUCAAUGUGCUCCGAGUUACGGUCUUUAUGAAUGACGAAUGUUCGCAAUCAUAGGUGGCGCAUGCAGGUGGGCAAUU